Hermetia illucens (black soldier fly) is the source of this 746-nucleotide messenger RNA. RefSeq lists its product as uncharacterized. Gene Ontology annotation, cellular component: extracellular region. Gene Ontology annotation, molecular function: lipid binding. The record is from RefSeq and is a predicted model, not a curated record. Gene Ontology annotation, biological process: lipid transport. Lineage: Eukaryota; Metazoa; Arthropoda; Insecta; Diptera; Stratiomyidae. The transcript has 4 exons. The coding region runs from base 117 to 686 and encodes 189 amino acids.
AAAGUACACCAUCGCAUGGCAGGCGUAUAAAAGACAAGUGGGAAUUAAUUACACGUAUUAGUUGGAUUCCGCACUGGAAGGCUGAAGGAUCAUCAGCAGUAUUUCUCGCAAUCACCAUGGCUAAACUCGUUGUUCUAAUUGCUUUCGUUUGCGCAUUGCAAAUCGCCACCGCUCGACAUGUUCGCCGUGACGCUCCAGCCCCACCGACCUUCACUGAAUUAACUAAACAGGCUGAAGAGGUCCUUGGAACAUUGCACACCAAAUUCUUGGAACUCGUCGGUGUUAGGAAUGACGAAGAGUUGACAGCCACUGUCCAGAAUCAAGGAAGGAUUUACGCCCAAAAGAUUCAGGAGUAUGCCAAGCAGUUGGGCGAUGAGGCCAAGGUUAACGCAGGAAAGGCCGACGAGGUCUUCAAGUCUUUCCAAGAGAAACUUACAUCCACUGUUGCAGAUCUCAAGUCAAAGAAUCCUGAACUAUUCGCCGAUGCUGAAAAAUUGCAGCAAAAAUUCCAGGAGAACUUGAAGACCGUUCUCAAGGACACUGAAGAACUCAACGCUAAGCUCAAGGAAGAAGGCAAGGCGCUCUCAACUAAUGCCGAACAGGUUCUGAAGCAAAUCUAUGAUAGCACCGUUGAGGCUGCCAAGAAAGUUGUUCACGAAAUCGACACCGUUGCCAAAAAGAACUAAAUUCUGAUGUGUUAUUCAAUAGAUUAUAGAUUUGUAAGAUUAAGAAACAAAAAUAAAACA